Vigna angularis (adzuki bean) is the source of this 1701-nucleotide messenger RNA. RefSeq names its product pectinesterase. The record is from RefSeq and is a predicted model, not a curated record. The coding region runs from base 1 to 1701 and encodes 566 amino acids. NCBI's taxonomy places the organism in Eukaryota, Viridiplantae, Streptophyta, Magnoliopsida, Fabales, Fabaceae. Gene Ontology annotation, molecular function: pectinesterase activity; pectinesterase inhibitor activity. The transcript has 2 exons. Gene Ontology annotation, biological process: cell wall modification.
AUGGCUCUUAACAUUUCUGUCCUCAUAUUCUCGCUUUGCUAUAUACUUUCCUUCUCUCUCUUGGCAUCAUUCUCCAUCGCAGAUAUCAGUUCAUCCUCCAUUGUUCCACCUGAAACCAUUUGCGGGUCCACCGUAGACCCUACUUACUGUAGCAAAACCGUGCUUGCCAAUCAAAAGGGCAACGUCUUCGACUAUGGUCGCAUUUCUUUUCAAAAGUCCUUGUCCCAGACACGCAAGUUCUUUAACUUGGUGGGUUCGUAUCUUCAAGGUAGCUUGUCGUUCUCUCAAUACACUAUUGGUGCUCUUGAAGACUGUCGAUACCUUGCUGAGCAAAACUUUGAAUACUUAUCAAACAUUUAUGCCACUACUAGCCAAGCUAGCGCUGUUCUUCCGACUUCUCAAGCUGAAGAUUUUGAAAACUAUCUCAGUGCCGUUUUGAUUAACCAACAAACAUGCUUAGAAGGUCUUCAGAGUACAACUUCAGAUGCAAGAGUGAAGAAUGACCUGUUAUCAUCUUUCUCUGAUGAUUUGAAGCUUUACAGCGUUACAUUGGCUUUGUUUUUAAAGGGGUGGGUGCCUGAGAAGAAAAUCAUCAGAUCGUGGCCCCAAAAUGGAAGACAUUUGAAUUUAAAAAAUGGUCGCUUGCCAUUGGUCAUGUCAGAUCGAGUACGUGCUAUUUAUGACUCUGCUAGACACCAUGGGAGGAAACUACUAACCACUGAUAAUGGCGGAAGUGUUGUUAUUAGUGACAUCGUGGUUGUUAGUCAAGAUGGAAGCGGAAACUUUACCACUAUCAACGAUGCAAUUGCUGCUGCACCAAACAACACAGUUGCUGGUGAUGGGUACUUCCUUGUUUUCAUCACUGAGGGAGUGUACCAGGAAUAUGUAUCCAUUGCCAAAAGCAAGACGUAUUUAAUGCUUGUUGGAGAUGGGAUCAAUCGGACAAUCAUCACGGGCAAUCACAGUGUUGGAGAUAAUUUUACAACAUUCAACUCAGCAACAGUAGCUGUUGUUGCUGAAGGGUUUGUAGCUGUUAACAUAACUUUCCGUAACACUGCUGGAGCGAGCAAGGGUCAAGCAGUGGCACUAAGAAGUGGAGCAGAUUUGUCAACAUUCUAUAGCUGCAGCUUUGAAGGGUAUCAAGAUACAUUGUAUACACAUUCUCUCAGGCAAUUUUAUCGAGAAUGUGACAUAUAUGGCACCGUUGACUUCAUAUUUGGAAAUGCUGCCGUUGUUUUGCAAAACUGCAAUAUCUAUUCUCGUCUCCCUCUGAAAGGACAAUUCAACACGAUCACAGCUCAAGGAAGAACUGAUCCGAAUCAAAACACAGGAACUUCCAUACAGAAUGCAACUGUGAAAGCUGCUGAUGAUUUGGCUCCAGCUGUUGGCACCGUAGAAACCUACCUUGGGAGGCCAUGGAAGGAAUAUUCAAGGACAGUUAUCAUGCAGUCCUUUAUGGACAGUUUAAUAAACCCUGCUGGUUGGCAUGAAUGGAGUGGUGACUUUGCAUUGAGUAGCUUGUACUACGCAGAAUAUAAUAACACAGGACCUGCUUCUAACACUUCCAACAGAGUCACCUGGCCUGGUUAUCACGUCAUCAAUGCCACAGAUGCAUCCAAUUUCACCGUCUCUAACUUCUUGGCUGGGGAUAAUUGGAUUCCACAAACUGGGGUCCCAUAUUUAACUGGCUUGAUACAGUAA